This is a messenger RNA of Cornus florida, 712 nucleotides long. Its product is annotated as non-specific lipid transfer protein GPI-anchored 15. The record is from RefSeq and is a predicted model, not a curated record. The transcript is spliced from 2 exons. Gene Ontology annotation, biological process: systemic acquired resistance. NCBI's taxonomy places the organism in Eukaryota, Viridiplantae, Streptophyta, Magnoliopsida, Cornales, Cornaceae. Bases 102 to 464 code for a protein of 120 amino acids. Gene Ontology annotation, molecular function: fatty acid binding.
AAUGUUGUCUAAAGAGAGUAGUAGUGUUGUCUAUAGAAGUUUGUGUGUGUACUGUGCAGUGCGAUAGAUAAGUACUUAGUCCAUUUUGAGGCCUCACAAAAAUGGCCUCCAAGAUGACCACUUCAAUUAUUACUCUGAUCAUGUACUUGUUAGCUUCACAGGCUUUUGUUCACAUUGCUUGCGCAGCUGGAGAGUGUGGGAAGACGCCGAUCCAAUCCGCAGCUGCCAGUUUAAGUCCGUGCUUGGGGUCGGCCGGGAAUGCGAGGGCUAGGGUUCCUCCAACUUGCUGCACCAAAGUUAAUACAUUGCUCAAGACCUCCCCAAAGUGCCUCUGCGCCGUCCUGCUCUCUCCUCUCGCUAAGCAAGCCGGUAUCAAGCCUGCGAUUGCUAUUACCAUUCCAAAGCGAUGCAACAUCAAAAACAGGCCGGUUGGAAAGAAGUGUGGACGUUACACUGUCCCAUGAGAACACAGUAUUGCUAUUUGGUGGAGAAUAACAAAUAUAGUGUCGUGAGUUUUCUGUUGCUAAAUAAGGGUUGCUAUGUACUAGUUGGUCAUUUGGCUGUUGAAGUGACCAAUAUCAAGCAGCUGUAUGUUAUGUAUUUAUAGAGUUAUGUAACGGUGUUCAAAUGUUUAAAUCAAAGUAUGUUUUGAUCCACAUCAAUGUUAAAAUGCUAGUAUUCAGUUCAAUUAUGAAACCUUUUGUUUUAUUUA